CCUCCCACAACAAUGCUGUAGUACGACUCAAACCGGCACGAAGCCACGAAGCCAGAACAGGUUUUUCUUCAUGUCCUACUUAGCGUCGCGGUGUUCCUGAUAACCCACCAGAAAAUAAACCUCACACAGCCACACUGGAUUGUCAAACGACGAACAAUUGGAGCAUAACACGCUUUCAAUACGAAACUAUUUGUUAAUAAUAAAAACCGCAAGCAUAUAAAGGAUGAAUUCAAUACGACAGGUGCCUUCGCGGGUUAAAAGCAAAAGGACAGAAACGAUUUUAGGAGCCGAGAGGGAGCAUUUCGAAAAACAGCAGCUUAGCAGUAUCAGUAAGGCCAUAAAUUCCACAGAGACGCCACUGAAGGAGAAACAUGCACGCAGAAUUAUUUUGGGAACCCACAGAGAGAAGGGGGCCUAUACCUUCUGGUCAUAUGCUGUUGGUCUGCCCCUGCCAAGCAGUGCUAUCCUUAGCUGGAAGUUCUUCCAUGUAUUACACAAAAUCUUGCGUGAUGGUCACAGAAAUACUUUACAAGACUGCAUGAGACACUACAGCAGCAUUGCUGAGACAGGGUUACUAUGGAGUAACACACGGGACAGACAUGGGUAUGGACAGCUGGUUUCUCUACAUUCCAAACUCCUCUGCACCAAGAUAGAGUUUCACACUAAGCAUUCUGAAAUCCCAGCCAGUCUAGAAGCCACAGAUGAAGUCCUGGAGCGUACAGCAGGAACAGACAUCAAUAAUGUGUUCCAGCUCACAGUAGAAGUGUUUGAUUACAUGGAUGCAGAGCUUCGAUUAGCAGAAGCUGUGCUUCGCCAGCUCAAUAUGUCCAUUGCUAUCUCCACACUGACGUCAGGCCAGUGUAAACUAGCACCUCUUAUCCAGGUCAUCCAGGACUGCAGUCACCUCUACCACUACACCGUCAAACUGCUCUUCAAACUGCACGCCUGUUUACCAGCAGACACACUUCAGGGACACCGUGAACGCUUCCAUGAGCAGUUCCACAGCCUCAAAACAUUCCUCAAUAAAGCUCGAGACAUGCUAUACUUCAAGAGGCUCAUCCAGAUACCUAGAUUGCCUGAUUCUCCACCCAACUUCCUUCGCGCCUCUGCUCUAGCAGAGCAUGUUAAACCCAUGGUUGUCAUCCCAGAUGAAGAAGAGCUUGAGGAGCAGGAAGAGGAUGAACCCGAGCCUCUGGUAGAUGUUAGGGAGGCGCAGCCUAGCAUGGCCUCUCAGCCGCAGGGUGAUAUAUUUGAUCAAGCAUUUGGACCACCAAAUGAUGGAUUUGAUGACAGAGACCUCCAAAUCGAACAUCUGAAACGAGAAAUUGAACUUCUGAAAUCUGAGCUUGAGAAGAUCAAAGGAGAGGCUCAACGCUAUAUCACACAGCUCAAGUCACAGAUCAACAAUCUUGAGACAGAACUGGAGGAGCAGCGUGUGCAGAAGCAGCGUGCCCUGGUGGAGAAUGAGCAGCUACGCAUGGAGUUAGAGGCCCACCGACGCCGCAACACUGAACAUGAGAGUAUGCAGACCAACUUUGUUGAGGCUGAAAAAAGAGCCCAAGCGACAGAGUUGCGUUAUAAUAAACUGAAGGAAAAGCAUGCUGAACUUGUUGCCAAUCAUGCUGAACUCCUCCGAAAGAGUGCAGACACAGUGAAGAUGCUGUCAGCCACACAACAGACUCAAGAGGAAAUUGAACGAACUAAGCAUCAGUUAUCCUUUGAGGUAGAAAGAGUCAGACAAGAAUCAGACAUGAAGGUUGAAGAACAGAGGUUUGAUAUGGAUAAGCUGAGGAGGGAGCUUGAAGGGAAGAAUGCAGAGAUCCAGAAAGUCAAGAGUUUAUUACAGACCUCUAAGAAGGAAGGAGAGCAGCUGAACAGCUCUGUGGCUACACUUCAGACAGAAAAGGAUAGACUGUCGCAGUCUAUAAGUAAGAAAGAUGCUGAGCUCUCCUCCCUGAUGAAGGAAGCUCAGCUGAAAGAGUAUUCCUUACAGCAGGAGCGAGACAGGACCAUCAAGGAGCUUGGAGAACUACAAGGCAAACUCAAAGAGAAGUUAAGUCAUGAAGAGCAGCUGCAGCAGAAGUUGCUGGAUGAGCAGUUUGCACUGCUGCAGGCGACAGUCACCGAGGCUGAGAACAUCAUUCAGGAUGCUGUUGCUACACUAGAUGACCCCCUGCACAUCAGCUGUUCCAGCUCCCCAGAUUACCUCAUUAACCGAGCAGAGGCUACGCUCAACUCCAUUGAUAAGGUGCAAGUGGGCCACUCUGAAUAUGUGAAGAGUAUGAGGGAUGCUGGGAGUCUUGUUAGGGCUCUUACUAAGUUUUCGCAUCUUACUGCUGACACAAUAAUCAGUGGAAGUGCAACGGCAAACAUGGCCCCUACUGACGACGCUGACCGUUUGACAGAGCACUGUAAGAGUUGUGCCACCCAGAGCCUGCAGUAUCUUAGGAAUCUUAAAUCAAAAGCGUCUCUAAAGGGGGCUGAUCCUACAUCGAUUCAAGCAGUGGUGCAGAAGAUUCUUAGAAUAGGACAGGAUCUGAAGCCAAAAGGCAUAGAUGUUGGUAAGGAAGAGCUGGGUGACAUGGUGGAUAAAGAGAUGGCUGCUACCUCUGCUGCUAUUGAGGAGGCUGUUAGGAGAAUUGAUGAAAUGAUGAGUCAAACCAGAAAGGACACAACAGGAGUCCAACUGGAGGUCAAUGAGAGAAUCCUAAAUAGCUGCACUGAUCUUAUGAAGGCCAUCCGUCUUCUGGUGUUGGCAUCCACAGACCUGCAGAAGGAGAUUGUGGAGAGUGGAAGAGGUGGAGCUUCGUUGAAAGAAUUUUAUGCUCGUAACUCGCGCUGGACAGAGGGUCUUAUUUCUGCCUCCAAAGCUGUGGGAUGGGGUGCAACACAGAUGGUUGAUUCUGCUGAUAAAGUGGUGUUGCACACUGGGAAGUAUGAGGAGUUGAUCGUCUGCUCUCACGAGAUUGCUGCUAGUACUGCACAGCUUGUUGCAGCCUCCAAGGUGAAAGCUGACCGUGGCAGUAAGAAGCUCAGCGUUCUUCAGCAGGCCUCACGCCAUGUUAAUGAGAUGGCUGCUAAUGUGGUGGGAUCCACCAAGACCGGGCAGGACCAGAUCGAGGAUAAGGACACUAUGGACUUCUCUGGCAUGUCUCUAAUUAAGCUCAAAAAAGAAGAAAUGGAAUCACAGGUGAAGGUUCUAGAGCUUGAAACCAUGUUGGAUAAUGAACGUCUGCGUUUGGGUGAACUCAGGAAGAAACACUAUGAGAUAGCAGGUGUCCCUCUAGAGCACUUUGCUCAGGACAACGGUCUGAGAGCCUCUCCACAUGUGACUGCUGCCCCGUCUUCUCCCAAACCCUCUAAACCCACUCUAAUGAAGAAACCAGCUCUUACACAAAAACCCAACAUUCCACCCAAAAGCAUGUUGAGGUGAGCACAUCUGGAUGAAGAUAUUUGAAGACUCGCUGAAUCUCAAAUCCUCAUGCAUCCAAAACUUUUGUUAAAUCUCCCUAUUAUCUUUCUUUUUUCCACUUUCUAUGUCUGUACACGCAAAUGUUUUUCCAUAUCUUCCAUGUAAGACCUUUGCCUUUUUUCCAUUUCAGAGUGCCUUAGAGGCUACAGAUUAUUUUUUAUCUUAGAUAUAGAGCUAUAGUACUGGGUGUUCAUCAUUUAAACAAAUUCAAAUAAUUUAGUUUUUUUUAAAUUGCAGAUAGUUUGUUUUAUUUACAUUACACAUAGUACGUUAUAGGGCAGAAUAAUGAAUAACAUCUGGCUUCAAGGGAUAAUUCACCGAAAAUUCUAACAUAAACUUAAAAAAAAGUGCCUCUACCUAAAUUUUUGCAAAACUCCAAAAAUGUAUCUAUACAUUAGUGAUGCGCGGAUGGAGGUUAUAUCCACGGGCGCUGCAGAUAAUCCACAGGUAGGGUAAUAAAAAAAAAUGCAUUCUGAUUAUUUGCGGGUGGGUGGAUAGGAUAAAUCAUUAAUGAUGCAUAUAUUAACUACAUUUUUCUAACAUAUGAAUGUGUUUUAAAUAUGCUACAGAAAUUCAAUAAACUGUAAAUUAACGUAUUAAAAUUAUUCAACACAUUAUUUAGUCAGGAGCAGUGAGGGAUUUUCUCUGUCUUUUGUUAUUUGAUUAACAUUAAUGACAGAUGGCACAGCUUUAUUAGGCUGCUGUCACAAGACCUAUUUCACGGAUCCAAUACUGAUACAAAUGCGUUUUCUUUUGCAACUGUUUACAUUAACUUAAGACAAAACCAACAGUGCUUAUGAGGAUACUCGCCAGGAUGACCAUUUUGACAUCUUUUUUUGUGUAUUUGGCCACUUAAGCGCAACAAGCUUUGCUUGAAAAUAAUACAUUUUUGUGACGAUGCAACAAUGACCGAUUAGGCAAUUGACAAUUCUGUCAACUACCGAAACACGAGCUAAAGUCUUGUAUCGCAGCGUGCAGCAGCUCUAGAUGCACCGAUGUGCAGAGAAGGUCAAAGAGAAAGGAACGCGGUACAGCUGAAUCACUCACGCUGUUUUCAUGAGACUAAUUUGAUCUGAUGGUUUGUGUGGAUUUGUUUACUCAUCUAACCUACACGCUAUAUUGAAUAAAUGUUUUGCAGGAAUUUCCCUCAUAUUAAAGUCGAAAGCUGCGGGAAUGAGUAAUCCGAAAUUCAGGACCUGAUUAAACAUAAUUCUAUUAUACAGAGAUAGAUAAAAUAGAUUUCCAUGUCUUUUCCAAAACUUUCUGGGUUUAUUUAUUUUUCCAAAACUUUCCAGGCCUGGAAAUUGCUGUUUUAAAAGUCCAUGACUUUUCCAGGUUUUUCAUGACUGUACAAACGAUCGGGUGCAGUUAUCUAAAUCAGACAAAAAUAUAGGUGCAGGCGGGUGGAUAAUUUAUUUGAAGCUGCGGAUUCGGGUGAUGUUUUAGCAUCUGCACAUCACUACUAUACAUACAGUUUGCUGUAGUUUCCAGCUGAAAUGAACACUAGAGGCAUUAAAACCAGUAAUCAAUAAAGUGGAUCAAUAAAAUAUCAUAUUCAUGCAGUUCCUUGCACAACACUAUGUUACUACCUCAAAACACUUUUACAAGUAGUAAUAUAGUUAACAAUUAUAUUUAAGUGAACUAUCCCUUUAAGGUAAGAGAUAAUGUUAUUGUAAUGGAUUUUUUCCUGUGCAUUCACAAACAUUAUUUUAUGGGUAACACUUUACAAUAAGGUUAAUUCGUUAACAACAUUAGUAAUCAUGAACUAAGAAUGAACAAUACCUCUACAGCAUUUAUUAAUCUCAAUGUUAAUUUCAGCAUUUAAUAAUGCAUUAUUAAAAUCACAAGUUGUGUUUGUUAACAUUAGUUAAUGCACUGUGAACUAACAUGAAUAAACAAUGAACAACUGUAUUUUCAUUAACUAACAUUAACAAAGAUUAAUAAAUAGUGUAAUAAAUGCAUUGCUCAUUGUUUGUUCAUGUUAGUUAAUACAUUAACUAAUGUUAACAAAUGACACAUUUUUGUAAAGUGUUACCAUUUUAUGUGUGAUUCUUAUAAAAUAUAUUUAAAAUGAACUCCAUUUUAUGAUAAACAAAAGGGUAUUACUAUGUUGGAAAAUAUUUCUGCAAUGUUGUGCAUAUCUACAAAGUACUGUAUAAGCAGAAUAUUUAAUUUGGAUUUUUUCCUUUAAAUUAGGGUCUUAAAAAAAUUAUUUUGCUUUUUUGGUCUAUUUUAAAAUGUGUCAGUGUCUUUACGCAUCAGCAUCUAUAUAUUAAUAACAUAUUUUAGUCAUGUUUGACUCUCCCUUGUGAUAAAUAUAAAAUGAACAAUAAAUAUUUUAAAGAAAAA
Messenger RNA from Onychostoma macrolepis, 5821 nucleotides. It is a transcript of the gene hip1rb, whose product is annotated as huntingtin interacting protein 1 related b. Gene Ontology annotation, biological process: clathrin coat assembly; endocytosis; actin filament organization. Lineage: Eukaryota; Metazoa; Chordata; Actinopteri; Cypriniformes; Cyprinidae. Bases 224 to 3433 code for a protein of 1069 amino acids. The record is from RefSeq and is a predicted model, not a curated record. Gene Ontology annotation, cellular component: clathrin-coated vesicle; actin cortical patch. The transcript has 32 exons. Gene Ontology annotation, molecular function: clathrin-cargo adaptor activity; phosphatidylinositol-3,5-bisphosphate binding; actin filament binding.